AUGGAUGGAGUGGAGGAAGCGAACGUGGCGGCGGUGGAGAGCUCCAAGAAGCUCGUGGCGAUCCUCUCGCGGUCCGGCGACCCGUUCCGGCUGAUGGCCGCCGUCGCGGAGACCGACGAGGCCGUGUCCCGGUUCGACAGGGUGGUCACCAUCCUCAGCAACAGGGUCGGCCAUGCGAGGGCAAGGGUUGGCAAGAUGAGGAGGAGCUCGCCGCCUUCCGUUGAUCCGAGCUGCCUCAUGGAUCACCCAUUGACGGCGGCGACGACGACGACCUCUCCCGUCGCUCCCAGCAAUGGCCGCCUCCGUGUCAGUAUCACUCCUCCUGCACCGCCGUCCCCGGCGACGGCGGCGAGACCAAACAUGGAAGAGAAGGAUGUUGUGGUGGUGGCGGCGGCGGCGGCGGCGGUGGCUCCUUCCGCCGCGAAGAUCACGCCGGCCGUGGUUGACCGGAGCUUGUUUCUUGAGACGCCGCUCUUGGAUUUGAACAGUUGCGGCGGUGCUCCGGCCGCAUCCAUGGCAGCAGCAGCAGCAGCAGCAGCAGAAGAGCUUCCAGUUUGA
Molecule: messenger RNA, 558 nt
Organism: Oryza brachyantha (malo sina)
Lineage: Eukaryota; Viridiplantae; Streptophyta; Magnoliopsida; Poales; Poaceae
Product: probable WRKY transcription factor 39
Exons: 2
Coding region: 1-558 (185 amino acids)
Source: RefSeq, a predicted model, not a curated record